Molecule: messenger RNA, 483 nt
Organism: Lottia gigantea (owl limpet)
Lineage: Eukaryota; Metazoa; Mollusca; Gastropoda; Lottiidae
Exons: 2
Cellular component (GO): myosin II complex
Molecular function (GO): calcium ion binding
Source: RefSeq, a predicted model, not a curated record
UUUGCAGAAUUUCAGGAAGCAUUCUCUCUAUUUGAUAGAGAUGGCGAUGGAAUGGUAACAACGAUUGAAUUGGGGACUGUUAUAAGAUCUCUAGGUGGGACCAUCACAGAUGCUGAAUUAAGUCAUAUGGUCAAAGACGUAGAAGAAAAAAAUGGUUUAAUUGACUUCCCAGAAUUUCUUACCUACAUGGCCAAGACUUUAUCACAUCAAGAAUCACCUGAAACGGUUAUGGAAGCCUUUGCAGUCUUUGAUAAAGAUGGACAGGGGUUUAUUAGUGCUAUGGAACUAAGACAUGUGAUGACACAUCUUGGUGAAAGAUUAACUGAUGAAGAAGUUGAUGAAAUGAUCAGAGAAGCUGAUAUAGAUGGAGUUGGUAGAAUUAAUUAUAGAGGUGAGUUACAUCUUGGCAUUCCCGGAGAGUCACAUCAGAGGAAUUCGGGGAACCUUAUGGCUCCUAUACUGUUCAUGUAUUUCUUGCUAUGA